This is a messenger RNA of Esox lucius (northern pike), 2241 nucleotides long. RefSeq names its product RAD51 associated protein 1 (gene rad51ap1). Bases 107 to 1231 code for a protein of 374 amino acids. Gene Ontology annotation, biological process: interstrand cross-link repair; double-strand break repair via homologous recombination. The record is from RefSeq and is a predicted model, not a curated record. Gene Ontology annotation, molecular function: double-stranded DNA binding; single-stranded DNA binding. The transcript is spliced from 9 exons. NCBI's taxonomy places the organism in Eukaryota, Metazoa, Chordata, Actinopteri, Esociformes, Esocidae.
GAAUUGACGAAUCAUCGAAUCUCAAACGUCAGAUUUGUAAUCACUAUUCGGGCGGGCUGAUUUAAUAUUUUGUUGACUAGUGUCAGUGACAACGAUUUCAAUCUGUAUGUCUACUUUUAUGAUAAGGUCAGUGAAGCAUUUGAGCAAUAAUAUAAUUUUGACCAUCGGUAAAGAAAAGAAAACUGGUAUGGAGCGACCAUCAAGGAAGACUAAACUUGUCAACUAUUCAGAUUUCAUGGACUUGGAUGAUGAUGAGGAUUUUGCCUCUGUGAAAGCACCACCCAACAAAAAGGCAAAGGAAAGUGUGAAAGCACCCACUCAGGAGAAGAACAAGAAACCUUCUAGCAAGUUGUCCAUUCAGGAGACUGUUUCUGAGCCCACAGGCUGCAAAGACAGGAUGGAAGUGGUCUCUGAAGCGAGAGACAAAAGAAAACCAUUGGAAAGCAAGCUGUAUGAGAGAGAUUUGGAAGCAGCUCUCACCUUGUCGUUGCUUCAGACUGCUCAGAUCAAUGUGGAACAACGUCCUAAGGAACCAGAAAACGAUGUCAAGAAUCAACCGCAAAAGGAUGGGGAAUAUCUGGAUUCGUCAAUACAUCUUUCCAACUGCAGUGUGGACAUCAACCUUUUGGGUCUUGACCAGAUCACCAAUGACCAGGGACCCCCUGGUCCCCCCUCCAGACAGAGAAAGACUGCAUCCAAGAUGACAAAGCAUCCCAGCAGCAUGCUGAAGGAUGACAGUGAGGACUAUCAUCCCAAAGAGACAUCAGAUUCAGAGAGUGAUGCUGAUUUCAGUGAUCCAGACGAAACUGAUGAUGAGUUCACAUUAAAGAAACCAGAGAAGAAGAACAUUUCCAAGAAACGGGCCGAGAAGGAGCAACCUAAAGCGAAACCACAGGCGGCCUCAGAGAAAGAAAGGCAGCCAUCAAAAACUGAACAACAUUUGACUGGGAAUCCUACUCUAAACACGCCUACAUUAGGCAGAAGUCCGACUGCUGCCAAGUCUGGUACUGUGCCCAAGAAGCCUCCUGCCACUCCUCCUGUCUCCAAACCUGCAGUCUCUGGCAGUCCAGCAGGUGGCAGAAUACCUAAGUGGAAUCCUCCAGGACAGGUUGGAAGAAGUCCUGGCUCAUCACCGAGUACCCAGGUGAAGUCUCCUGGACAAGGUCUAAGACUUGGACUGUCUCGUAUGGUGCGGGUCAAACCCCUGCACCCUGGUCUACCUAUUCUCUGACCUCGCUUGGCAUUCACCUGUCAUAGGGUUUCCGUGAGUUGGUGCGCAGUUGACAGUCGACCUUAAGGACUUGUAAUCCUAUAAAUAUGUGUAUUCAAACAAGAUAUUGAAAUGAUCAAUGUUUUUUUAUUAUUGGCCAGGUGUUAUAUUUUGGCUGUUGGACAAUUUGCCUGAAAAGUUCACUUUAGUGUAACCAAAUCUCUGUUUCUGAUGUAAUUGGCUCGUUAGAAUGUGCACAAACACUUUGUUGCAAUACAUACUCCCCCACACCUCACCUCCCCAGUGAUAUUCUCCCUUGUGCUAAUUCAGUGUUGAAGAGGCAUAUGAUAACAUACAAACAAAUGAUCCAAAAACACCCAGAUAUGUCCUUACAAUUUAUAUUCUACCUUGUUGUGUAGCUUGUGCUUAUAAAUCACAAAGGUUUACUGAUUACAUUAACAGGUGGAUAAUAACAGGUGGAAGGAAAUGUUUGUGCUCUGACAAUGUAGUCGAGAUAAAUUCAGUAUUUAAAUAUGUAUAUGUGGUGAUUGUACAGGAUAUAAAUAUAGUAUGUAUAGCAGUAUACAUGUGAGAUGAGAUUACGUCAUGGAAAAGUGUUGCACGCCUUACCACCGAGCACAUACACAGUAGCUUUCUGACUAAGGAUCACUUCAGCAAUUAACAGGAGAGAUAACUGUCUCAGGAUGUAUUGUGAAGUUCUAUAUCAUCAUUUACAAAAUAAUGUUUUACUCCCAAGUGUUAAUAGGCGUAGAGUAAUGUCUUUCAUUUUAAAUGCUUUUAUAUUUUCACAUAGAGUUUGUUUUCAUACUGAAAGAGAUAACGGACAUGGUUCCCUAGUACACUGCUGUAUAUUGGUAGAACUUUAGCUGGUGCUUCAUGAAACACCUAAUGAUCCCUGUGAAAUAACAUUUGCUCUUGGUUUUAUGCAAACUCCGUAGAAUAGAAAAUUUGUCUUGUGUUUUUUGUGUGUUUUAUCUUUGGUAACAGCUUUGUAAAAUUGUAAAAAUAUA